Molecule: messenger RNA, 2076 nt
Organism: Esox lucius (northern pike)
Lineage: Eukaryota; Metazoa; Chordata; Actinopteri; Esociformes; Esocidae
Product: natterin-4
Exons: 2
Coding region: 872-1891 (339 amino acids)
Cellular component (GO): extracellular region
Source: RefSeq, a predicted model, not a curated record
ACUAACACUACAAUGCAUGGACCAAAACUGAAACAGUGCUAUUCGGUGCUGUGAAAUAUAUUUAUACAUUCACAUUCUGACCUUUGUGAGGGAAAUGACUCAGACUACCUAGAACAUAAGAGAGUAAAAUGUGAAUUUACAUUUAGCAAUAAUCCAAAUGGAUGUUUUACCCCUGUGACUUAGAGUCAAGGAUGGUUAUAAAUUACAAUAUAAUAACAUGACCCCAAUGUUAUUUUACUGUCAACAUGUCAGUAUUGCUCUUUCUGUAAAGAAGUGUUCAUUAUCAUUUUUACAUUUACAUUACAUUUUAUCACCUGGUAUAAGUUGUUGGAUUUAGUUUGUCUUUAAAUAUAUGCAUUUUUAUUAUUAUUAUUAUUUUUUAAAUUACUUAAACAUUUUUCUUUACUUGACACCCACUUUCAAAACAUUCCAUGACCCAAAUUUGGGUUGUUGCCCACUGUUUGAGAACACGGCUCUAAAGUAUCUUGUUGCAUUGGACUGUAAUUCAAAUGACACAAAUUUGCACAAAUUGUAAAAAGGUUUGAAAUGUGUGUAACUGAAAUGCAGCCCAUCCUGAUAUUACAGAAGACUAAAUAACAGUGUUUCCUCUGCUCUGGGUGAGUCAAUGGUUAUUUCCAUCAUCGAAAAUUUUUUUAAUAAAUAAAGUCGUACUGUUUUUACACCAAUCUGUCUAAAAAAAAGGUCAUAUUUAAUAUUUAUAAUAAAAUGUGCUGAUGGGACCACUAGGGGGUGCUGUUACACCGUUUUUUGUCUCUAAUGACAGAUAGAUGUUAGAUAUCUGCUCCGAUUUUUGCCUACACUAGAGGGAACUAUUGACCCACACAAGCAUGAAUAGUCAUCACAGGAACCAAUGUCCAAGGCCUCUUUGACGCCCAGAAGCUCAGGGCGACCCUCUUUCGGUAACAACCUGCACCUCAAGUGGGUCACAUGGUCCGGCUCCCUCCCAACAUGGGCUGUCAGUGUGUUCAACAAGAGAGCUAAUCGUACUGACUACAUCUGUGCUCCGUCUAGCGGGCGUGUUUAUGAAGCAGGUUUCUACAACCCAAAGUACGGGCCGUACUGCUACAGCCCCUACUACCCGGUAGAAGCUCGCAACCCCAAGUUCACAGUGCUAGUGAACGAGGAAAACCUUGAGCCUUUAGAAUGGAUGAGUGCCUCCAAGUCAUACACUCCUCCCAACCCAGUCCAAACCCAUGCUAGCAACAAUGUUUAUGUUGGAAGAAAAGAGCAAGGUAUAGGCUCAGCUUACUCCAAAAGCUAUUUUGACGUAGCUUGGGAAGGUGACGUAUCAAGACAUACCAGUGGUUACGAGGUACUGACUCUCAACAAAGAUCGGUAUUCGCAGAAAAUCAGUAACUUCAGGUACGACGUGGACCACAAGGCCACUGUGUCAGAGCCCCCGGUGAUGCUGGGCCAGUACGUAGUGAUCAACCAGGACUGUCAGCCCGUCCAGCAGACAGUCCAGCUACAGGAGAGCACAGAGAGACAGAGCUUCUGGCAAACUGGGAUUUCCAACUCCCUGGCGAUAACCAGCUCCAUAUCAGUGGGUAUCCCUCUAAUCUCUGCCUCCACGGGAGUUGGUUUCACGGCUGAGAAAACCUACACCAACGGUAACUCUGUGACCGAGAUCAUCACGCACUCCCUCACUGUCACGGCCAUGGUACCCGCCAACCAGUCCUGUACCAUUAAGCUGGCGGGGAAGCGAUACAAGUUCAACAUUCCCUUCACGGCCCACCUUGCUAAGCAGUAUGCUAAUGGUAAGGUCCAUACAACCACAGUGUCUGGAACGUACCAUGGUGUUCAGGUGGGGGAGAUACAAGGAUUGGUUGAACGCUGUCAGCCAAUUCCCAGUCCAAGGCCAUGCAACUAGGCUGCUGAUAUCUCCUGUCUGGAGAGGAAUGGUUUUCACCGUUUAUUCGCCUUGUUAUUUAAUGAUAAUUAUUUCUAUGCAUAUUGUGUUAUAAAACAAAUCUGUUUUUGUAUUGAUGAUUCUUUACCUUUAAUGUGAUGUGUAAUAUUUCUAGUCCCUAUUGGUGUGAAGCCAAUGCUAAUGAG